This is a messenger RNA of Penicillium cinerascens, 1524 nucleotides long. Its product is annotated as amino acid permease family protein. The record is from RefSeq and is a predicted model, not a curated record. Gene Ontology annotation, molecular function: transmembrane transporter activity. Lineage: Eukaryota; Fungi; Ascomycota; Eurotiomycetes; Eurotiales; Aspergillaceae. The coding region runs from base 1 to 1524 and encodes 507 amino acids. Gene Ontology annotation, biological process: amino acid transport; transmembrane transport. The transcript has a single exon. Gene Ontology annotation, cellular component: membrane.
AUGAACUUCGAAAGCCACGAGCUAGGUGUCACAAAAUCCGUCGACCAAGAUGCCCUGGACCUGAUUGCCUUGGGCCACGACCAAGCAUUUUCACGCAAAUUCAGUCUCUGGAGUCUCCUCGCUCUCGCAUUUUGCGUUCUUGGGUCUUGGGGAGCAAUAUCCAGCGAUCUCGCAACCGGAUUCAGCAAUGGGGGCCCUGUCAUCAUUCUUUGGGGUCUCGUUUUGGUGGCGCUUUGCAAUCUUUGCGUGGUCCUUUCUCUAGGAGAACUCUGCAGCAGCAUGCCGACGGCCCUGGGCCAAGCAUAUUAUGUGCUUCGUCUCUGUGACAGCUCGACCGGGCGGUUCCUGUCGUACAUGUGCGCCUGGAUCAAUGUCUUUGGCUGGUGGACUGCGACUGCUACGCUGGUUGCUUUCAACACCGAUUUCCUGCUAGGGAUGAAACUAAUGUUCGACCCGGAGUGGGAUGGAAUCAGUCACGGCUGGCUUAGCUUUGUCGUCUACCUCGGCUUGUCACUUAUGGUGACGGUCGUCAAUGUCGUCGGUUGCCGGAAGGAUCCUGUGCUUCCAUGCUUGAAUAAUGUGAUGGGAAUUGGAUUUGUUGCUCUCUUUGUAGUCUUCUCUCUCGCUUUUCUGAUCUCCGUCGCCACAAACCCUCAUCUCUCUUUCCGAACCCCAACCUUUGCGUUUGGAACAUGGACGAACCAAACAGGAUGGAAUGAUGGGGUCACCUGGUUUAUAGGCCUUUUGCAAUCUGCCUACGGCCUAACGGCAUUCGACUCGGUGAUUCAUAUGGCCGAGGAGAUCCCCGACCCCCGUCGGAAUGUUCCUAAAGCCAUGUACCUGGCGAUUCUCUCCGGGGCAGGAACGAGUUUCGUCUUUAUGGUGAUUUGUCUCUUCUGCCUUCAAGAUGAGACGACUAUCGCAAACGACCCAUCUGGCCUACCGUUCAUUGGACUCGCUCAACAGAUAGUGGGCCUGCAAGGAGCUGCGGCUCUCGUUGCACUGUUCACUAUUAUCUCUAUUGGACAAAACAUCAGUGUUGCGACAACGGCUUCCCGCAUGACUUGGGGCUUUGCACGAGAUGGCGGGUUUCCAUGGAGCAAGUAUUUCUCUCACGUGGACCCUUUUUGGAAAGCUCCAGUGCGAGCGACAUGGGCCCAGGGUAUCAUCACCGCCCUAAUCGGCGUUUUAUACCUCUUCUCCACCACCGUCCUCCAGGCAAUCGUGAGCGUUAGUAGCAUCGCUUUGAUGAUCUCUUACGGCAUGCCAAUUGCCACCCUUCUCAUUGUCGGACGAGAUAAAUUAUAUCCUGGACCAUUUAAACUGGGAAAAUGGGGAAAGACACUUAACUAUGUCAGCGUUAUAACCUGCACUGUUGUCUCGGUCUUUUUCUUUUUCCCGGGCACACCACAUCCCAGCGGCAGCGAUAUGAAUUAUGCUAUCGCAGUCUUCGGCGCGAUGCUCGUUGUUUCAUUGACGUUUUGGUUAAUGAAGGGCCGGCACACUUAUUUUAAACUUGAAUGA